Messenger RNA from Tribolium castaneum (red flour beetle), 1770 nucleotides. RefSeq names its product juvenile hormone esterase-like. The record is from RefSeq and is a predicted model, not a curated record. Bases 86 to 1765 code for a protein of 559 amino acids. The transcript is spliced from 7 exons. Lineage: Eukaryota; Metazoa; Arthropoda; Insecta; Coleoptera; Tenebrionidae.
AAUUACGAAACGUCCCCACCUCACACCUAUCACCUUAAAGCGCCUGCUGGCCGGUUAAGAGUCUUGUCGUCUCAUCGGAAGACAAAUGUUGACUAUAGUCUGGUUGUGCCUCUUGGUGACGCUGGCGUCGGGGGCGCCCGAGGCCGACACCACCCAGGGCCGGCUCCGGGGGAAGUACCAGACGACGAAAGGCAACCGCACCUUCAGCGCCUUCGAGGGCAUUCCCUUCGCCAAGCCGCCCUUGGGGGCCCUCAGAUUUAAGGCGCCGGUCCCUGGGGAUAAGUGGGAUGGGGUCAAGGAGGCCACCUCCAGGCACAACGUGUGCCCACAGAGGGAUAUCUACAGGAGGGCCACGCUGAUUGAGGGGGACGAGGACUGCCUCUACCUCAAUGUUUAUACGCCACAGGUGGGUCAAUCUGCCACCCCUCUACCUGUCAUGGUGUUCUUCCACGGGGGCGGUUGGCUUUGUGGCGGCGGCAACUCCAUGUGGUACGGCCCCGAAAUUCUCCUUGACCGUGACGUUGUCCUUGUUGUCCCCAAUUACAGAUUAGGAGCGCUGGGAUUCCUAAGCACUGGGGACUCCGUCUGUCCCGGAAACAACGGCAUGAAGGACCAGAACCUGGCCCUGAGGUGGGUCAAAGACAACAUCGGGGAAUUCGGGGGCGAUGCCUCAAAAAUCACUAUUUUUGGCGAAUCGGCAGGCGGUGCCAGCGUCCAGCUGCACAUGGUGUCCCCUCUCAGCAAAGGGCUUUUCCACACGGCAAUCUCACAGAGCGGCACCGCGCACUGUCUCUGGGCCGUGGCACCCGAAAAUCAAGGGGCCAAACAUGCCAAAAUGUUGGCUGAGGAAUUUGGGUGCGAUACCGGUUCAAGUGAGGCUUUAGUCGAGUGUUUGAGGCACAUUCCUGUCUAUGAUCUAGUCGCCAAAGACCAAAUUUUUAUGAAAUGGGACACUGAUCCCAUGAUUCCCUUCAAACCGACCAUUGAACCCGCCACUGAAGGUGCCUUCCUAGUCGAACACCCCAGCGAGACCAUGAAAAAAGGUACUUUCAGUCAAGUACCAUGGAUCGUGGGGUUGAAUACCAACGAUGGGGCGCUUCGCGCCGCUGGUAUUUUUGGUAACCCGUAUUUAAUUGACGAACUUGACGACAAGUUCAAUGAAGUUGUGCCCAUUUCGCUACUUUACGACGAGACAAGUAGUAGGGCUAAGGAAGUGACCAACAAAAUUCGCAAAUUUUACUUUGGGGCGUCGAAAAUUACCGAAAGUUCGCGCUUUGAUGUUGUGGAUAUGUACACUGAUGGCUGGUUCCUGAACGGUGCCGACGAGGCCAUUCGGUACUACCUCAAAUAUGGCAAAAAGCCGGUCUAUUAUUAUUUAUUUGGCCAUCGUGGCGUUGCCAGUUUUACCGAAAUUUUCGGAGACAAGGAAAAGGACUAUGGAGUGUGUCACGCGGACGAACUUCAGUACCUAUUCCCCAUAGGUGAUGGGCUUUUCCCAGACAAGCCCCCAAGUCCGGACGACAAAAAAAUGGCCAAAAUCAUGACCACACUUUGGACCAAUUUUGCAAAAUUCGGCGAUCCAACUCCAGUUACCAACGAAGACAUCCCAAAUAAGUGGACUCCUGUCAUAUCUAAAGACAUGGAAUACUACAACAUCAACCUGGACAGCCUGGAAAUGAGACAAGGACUGUUCAAAUCACGCGCCGAAUUUUGGCGUUCUUUACCAAUUCAUGCAAAAACACAGGAAAUAAAAGAUGAACUGUGACAAAA